Messenger RNA from Xyrichtys novacula (pearly razorfish), 570 nucleotides. Lineage: Eukaryota; Metazoa; Chordata; Actinopteri; Labriformes; Labridae. The record is from the annotation of a GenBank genome assembly.
AUGGCCGGAAUGAAGAGAAGGAAGAAACAAAGGAGUGACAGAACAAAAGAACCAGGGAAAGAUGGAAUGAAAACAGAGAGGGAACAUCAUGCGGCCUGCAUAACUAAUAAACAAGGAACAGAAGGAGCAAAGGAGGUGAGCAACAAACGAAGUAUGGGAAGGAUGACUUUCUGUAAAACAAGGAGAAGAAAAAAAGAGAGUGGGAGGGAAAGAGUGCUGAAAAUAACCAAGUGAGAACCGCAAAGACAUAGUAAGAAAUCAGGAAAUAAUGGCAAAGGGGGAAGUAUUUCUUCUGCCUGCGUCUAUGAGUCAGCCUGCCUCUGGGCGGAGGGGGGUUCGGAGACUUUGGAGGGUGUGAGAUGGGUGCUUUUGCCCUCAAUGAUCUCCCCCCCCUUGGAGGAUGUUUCGUCCCAGAGGCCGGAGGCUGACCUUUUGCUCUGAUCACAUCCAUUAUUAUUAUCAUCACUGUUUCUCUUCUAAUAGAGCAGAACAUCGUAUCCCAAUGAGAGCGGGGCAACAAAACGGGUGGGAAUGGACAGCAAUUUCAUCACACUGGUGGUGGAAAGGUGA